CGGGCGGUCGGUGGCCGGGCCGUGGCGAGCCACUCGCUCCAAGCAGCUAUGCCACCCUGUCCACAUUGGGUUAACCGCGAACCGCGAAAUCCUUUCGCGGGGGAUGAUCGUAGGGCGCGGGUCUUACGCGGGGGAUCGUCGCGGGUCCUCCGCGGGUCCUCCGCGGGGGUAGUCGCGAUCCGCAACCAUCCCCAGCGAAAGGACUUCGUGGUUCGCGGUUGGCAUAGCUGCUUGGAGCGGCUCGCGACCGGCCGCUCGACGACCGACCGCUCGACCACCGACCGGUCGGUGCUCGGUCGGUGGCUGAAUUCGGACACACUCCAAGCGUUCUCGCUGAGGGUGAGGGGGAUAUCUCGAUAAACUAACAAGUUUCUAUGCUUUGGCGAUGGCAAGGAAACUCGGGAUUCGCGCCGCGUUGACUAGAUAGGAGUGUUGUGUCUUGUUAGUGAUAAAAUCGCCUACAAAAUAGGGAAUUCGGCCGCGGGCGACGGGCAGCGCGAUCCUUAUCAGUGCUGCUUGGCCACCAUAUUUCUUGAGAUCGGGCCCGAUGUCAUGGGUUGUUUUGGAAGUGCGAGCUCAAAGGCGGACCAAGAAGAAAGUAAACGACGGAAGGAAGCCAACAAAAGGAUAAACCAACAAAUUCAGAGGGAUAAACAGGUGUACAGAGCCACACACAGGCUCUUGUUGCUGGGGGCAGGAGAGUCUGGUAAAAGUACGAUUGUAAAGCAGAUGCGGAUACUUCACGUCAAUGGCUUCAGUCCAGAGGAAAAAAUGCUUAAAAUAGAAGAUAUUAAAAAAAAUAUACGAGAUGCAAUAUUAACAAUUACAGGUGCUAUGAGCACACUAACUCCACCCAUAUCUUUGGAGAAACCUGAAAGUCAGAGCAGGGUUGACUACAUCCAAGAUGUCGCAUCACAGCAUGAUUUUGAUUACCCACCAGAAUUUUAUGAACAUACUGAGAUUUUAUGGAAGGACAGAGGUGUCCAAGCAUGCUUUGAGCGAUCUAAUGAGUAUCAGCUCAUUGACUGUGCAAAAUACUUCCUAGACCAAGUGCAUAUAAUCAAACAACCUGACUAUACUCCCUCAGAGCAGGAUAUUUUAAGGUGUCGUGUCCUCACUUCCGGUAUCUUUGAGACCAGGUUUCAAGUGGACAAAGUAAAUUUUCACAUGUUUGAUGUUGGAGGCCAGCGCGACGAGCGCCGGAAGUGGAUUCAGUGCUUCAACGAUGUUACUGCUAUCAUCUUUGUAACAGCAUGCAGCUCCUACAAUAUGGUUCUUCGAGAAGAUCCAACACAGAAUCGGUUGAGGGAGUCCCUAGAUCUCUUUAAGAGUAUCUGGAAUAACAGGUGGCUGCGGACAAUCUCUGUAAUUUUGUUCCUCAAUAAGCAAGAUCUGUUGGCGGAGAAAAUUAAAGCAGGGAAAUCUCGCCUGGAGGAAUAUUUUGCAGAUUUUUCUCGAUAUCAGACUCCCGUAGAUGCAACGUCAGAGCCUUCAGACCACCCUGAAGUGGUCAGGGCUAAGUACUUCAUCAGAGAUGAAUUUCUGCGCAUUAGCACAGCUAGUGGAGAUGGAAAACAUUAUUGUUAUCCACACUUCACCUGUGCUGUAGAUACAGAGAACAUCCGCCGAGUGUUCAAUGACUGCCGCGACAUUAUACAACGUAUGCACCUACGUCAGUACGAGCUAUUGUGAUGGCCCGCAACCUCAGUGCUGCCUGUGAAUGCUAGUGAACUGAAUGUACGUAUGUAUGCAUGUGUCUUGAUGGUUUUUAUUUUGUUGUCCCAAUUUGUCUCAAAAUUUAGGUUACCGUGAACAAAUGUGAUGUCAUCAAUUCAAAAUUAAUACCUGAUCAAAGUUAUUUCUUGUUUUUCAUUUUCUCUAGUCACAGUGUUUAUAGUACUGUUUAUGUUUUCUGGGGAAGGGGUAUGGAUGAAUCAACCAAUAAAUGAUGUGUAUCUAUUCAAUUUAUACGUGUAUGUGUAUUCAUAUACCAUUAAGACUAUGGUAUAAGUAUACAUGUAAAUGUAUAUCUAAAUAUGUGUGUAAGUAAAAUGGUAUUUUGUGUGUCUGCUUGUGUCACACUGAUAUGUGUGAAUGUGACAUAUAAGAACAAAUUGUAUUGAGUUUCAGAAUGAGUGAUAAUUGUGUAUGAAAUGAAUGAACCUACGAUGGAGAGUAAAAAGAUUUUAAACAGGCAGAGGAAGAGAUGGGCUGGCCUGAUGUUUUGGCAGGCAGCGAUAGGAAGAACCAAAGUGUAUAUAAGUCUUACCUCUUGUGAUGUGAAUGUGUGCACAUUGGCUGGACUGUUCUCUUGUUAUCUGUAUUUGUAUGUUUAAUUUUCAUGUCUAUUUAUUUUAUCUUGCACAAAAAUUGAAACAUCACAAAUAUUUAAUGAAGUAGUGUUCCUUGAUAUAACUAGCCAGGGUUCUACAUAGCAAGCAUUUGUGUGGUCAAAGCAUGAGUGGCAUAAACACAAGCUGUAGUCUUGAAUCUGUGCCAGAAAGGUGCUUACGCAUUUCUUUUUUUGGAAGUGACUCUACUGAUUAACAAUUUCAAACGUCUGACCUGGUAGAAAACUUCAAGGGUUUUUUUUUUUUUGCCAAUAAGAAACAUGCAUUUGUAUUUGCACCUCAAACUCAACAAAACUCAGCCAAGCACAAAAUUUAAAAGAGCCAUUUUAACUCUUUCCAUUGGUUGCUGUUGAUCUUUGUCAUUGACUUAUGACAUGUGGAUUAUGAUGUGUCAAGAACUGUGUUUGCCAUUAAUAUUGUCAGGGGUUUAGUCACAACUAAUGCUUCAAGGAGUGAUGUUUGAACAAAGAUUUGCAAUAAUAGAAGAUUUAUUAUUCUAACAUCUGUUUUUUACGAGGAGCAGAUAAUUUUUUUACUUCAAAGACUUUUGACCUGACAUGGGUCUGUUUUAUGGUUGUCAUUCAGACAAAGCAUUGUUAUCUGUUGGAGGUGUGUGUCAGUUUCAUCUUUUUAUUUUGAAUGAGUUUAAACCUUAAUUAUCAUUUUUAAUUUUACAAACAACCAGCACUGCAUCACUUAUCAUAAUGAUUUUGUUUUCAAACUUGCCAGCUUGUAUUAGUGCCAUCCUUCAUUUAUUGAUGUGAAUUUUAUGGAGAUUUAGUUUCACUGUCAGAUCAAUGUGAAGAUGUAACUCGCUACCAUUUAACAACAGAGAAGCAAGGCUGGACCAAACUUCAUUAAAUAACUUGUUCUGAGGUAACAUCUUUAUAAUUAGUCACCCUGCUUAAUUGUAUUGAAAAUUGCAGUAGUCCAGAAUGAUUUUUCUUCUUUAAAUGGAUGCUGUAGAUUAUUCAGUUUGUUCCUGUGUGUUAAUCAGUGCUAAUUCAACUUCCAUUUAGUAUAUAAAAGCUCAAUAUAACAAGGCAGUACUAACUUUUCAGUUUUCUGCAUCGCACAGUAGCUCAAUCAGUGCCAAACUGAAGGUUCUUAUCCUUACCUUCUGAGCUUUUGGUUUUAAUUACCUGCAUUCUCAGUUUGAUCGUUGAUUUUAGCGGGCAUUGUUUUUAUUUCGUUUCAUUUCUGUUCUGAGUGGACCACAAUGCACACCUCAUUGUUCUGGCUUUCACCACAAUAGUUCAACCAUAGUUACAUGUUCUGUCUUCUAGUUCUGAGACUGUAACAGUCACUCCCUUUUUUAUUUUAUCCCCCAAUCCCUGGAACCUGUUUGUUUGUUAUUAACCACUCAUCUAAAAUCAAUGAAAAAAAUUUCAGUUCGUGUUAUAGAAGCGAUUUUCUUGUUGCCUGAACUCUCUCCGUCCUUAAGUCGUCUGUGUGUGUGUGAGAUAUAAGCCAUCUUUCAUUCUGAUGCAUUCAUUUUAUCUUUCUGUGUAACAAUGAAUAUUUAUUGCAAUGUGGGAGGGAAGGAACAUAAGGAGACAUUUUCAUUGACAAGUUUUCAAUAAGAUAUUGUUGAAAAUACUGUAUUUUUUGUUUAAAAUGUUUAUACUUUUUUUGAAGGAUUGUAUCUUCUGAUAUGUGCUAGAAUAUGAGUACUCAGGUCUAAAUGAGAGUAAUGCUCUUCGGUGCAACUACUAGCAAUAAUUAUAAAUCCAAAUUGUAAAUUUGUAAUUGUAGCCCUUCUGAGUACUGAUGCAUUUGUCAUUGCAUCUUGUAGUUGAAGUGAUCGUACCUUGAUGUUUAUCCUAAUUGCUCCUCUUCAAUUUGCUCUUACAGACUUCCAAUGUAAUAUUGUGAAGAUUUGGUCUGCUUUUCUUUCUUAAAGUUACCUACAAAUCACUGUGCUUGUAAUGUUGAUUGUGAUUAUGAAAAUAAGGAAGUAGGUGUUACCCAGUUUUUUUUAUCCCCAUCCUGAGGGUUUAUGUAUUAAGAGUACAUACAUCAUGGAAUACAUCCUUUCAAAAAUGUAUACUUUUUAUAGAACAGAUUCUUCUGUUUAUGUGGUGGUAUAAAAAUUAUAGGCAAUGAUGUUGAAUGAUUCUGUGCAUUGAAUUGGCAACUUAAUUUGAUUAAGAUGUAGCCACAACACAUUCCAGUUCAACAGAAAGGCUUGUGCUUGAACGUGAAACUUGUGGCAUUUGUACAACAUACUCAUAAUGCAAAUCAUGUACCUUCUGUUAGAGUUCAUGUUUCUAAAAUGAUUCAUCCCAUUCUCUUGCAUGUUGUGAAUCUGUACAGUACUUAGUAUUACUUAUACUAUCUCGUUGAUGUGAAUUGUCUUCAGUCUAGGUUCCAUUUGUGAGGUCAGCCCUGGUAUUCAUGAGCUUCAAGGGGCGUAACUUGCAACUUGUCAAGCUUUCCUAUAUUUCAUGUAUGUUUGCAUAGUGAAAUUGGGGCAAAAUUUCCAGAAUCAUUUGUUCUUCACAUUAGCAUGUGCCUGGAAAAUUUCAGUUUUCCUUCAUUGUAAUGAAUUUCAGUCGUUUCUAAAAGUGAAGUUUCAUGUGAUAGAAUGUAUAUUGUCUCAUAAGAUUCUUUAUGUGAUUUUUAAUCACACUAAAUUUAUUUAUUGUCUAUCAUAAAGUUGAAAUGAAUUUUUAUCAGCCCUGUGGAAUAGUUUCUCUUUUGUCAGAUUCAUGCCAAAGGUCAAUAUUUAUAGCACAAACAUUAUAGGUCUGCGUUUAAGUUUGUAUUGUUAUUUUUAUCAUCUUCAUUAUCAUUCUCAUCUUUGUUAUUAUUAGUAUUAUAUCUUUUAUUUUUUAUCAUUGUUAUUUGUCAUCACAUUCACAUCAGUCAUUCAUGUUUCUAAGAGACGUCCUCAAUUCACUGAAGUUUGAAAAGUUGAUAAAUGCUGUUGAAACUCUUUAGGGAGCCUUGAGAUAAAACAGAAGACUUACUUGAGACUCUGGUAAUACUUCCAGGUGUAAAUGAACUUCCUUCGUUUGAAUGGUGAUUGUGUUAAUGCUUUCCUUUUUCAAUUUUUUACUGUCACCAUUGAAUUUUACAGACUUUUUGUUAGGAAAAGAUAUUGCAUUAAGCUGUUAAGGAGGAUCAAAGAGGGUUUUCUGUUGCAAUAGAAAAAAAAAUUCAUUGGGGUUGGGAUUUUUUGCAAUGACUUCAUUGCAUGACAUUGAAAAUUUCAACCUAUGGACCUGUGUACCCAUUGUUUUUCUAAGGUCUCUGGUAUAUUGCUUCUUUUGUUACAAUUGUGCUCUUGUUUUUCUUUAGUUCUCAUGACAUUACUGUUGUGAAUCUCUGGUAAUGAUAAGUUAUGAGAUGUUACCAGAAUGGAGAAAAAGCUGAGGACUAAAUACUAAGUAUCCAAGAUUUUAUUGUGCCCAAGAUGUGGGCCUCAGUCCCCCUAAUUUCUUUUACAAUUUGGUCCCUAUUGUACUUUUAUGUGAUGAAGGACUUCUCUGAACAAAAUGUCAUUAUCUGACAUAGUUAUUUCUAUACUGUUGCAGUAUGUGUUGUCAUUUUACAUAAUUAAAAUUGUCUUACAAGAUACAUGUGAAAGCAUAGUGUCAAAGAUAUCCUGCCGGUUGCAUUUAUUGCAUAAGGCUUUUUCAAAAAAAAUUAUUUUACGUUAUUGCAUUGUGAGAGUUUUCUUAACCGUUGCUUGGUGUGCCAUGGUUCAUGCGUUGCAAACAGAGUGAAUAAAGAGCAUUGUGUGCAUAAUUACUCA
Frankliniella occidentalis (western flower thrips) is the source of this 6111-nucleotide messenger RNA. RefSeq names its product guanine nucleotide-binding protein G(s) subunit alpha (gene Galphas). NCBI's taxonomy places the organism in Eukaryota, Metazoa, Arthropoda, Insecta, Thysanoptera, Thripidae. Gene Ontology annotation, biological process: sensory perception of chemical stimulus; adenylate cyclase-activating dopamine receptor signaling pathway. Bases 553 to 1692 code for a protein of 379 amino acids. Gene Ontology annotation, cellular component: heterotrimeric G-protein complex. The transcript has 10 exons. The record is from RefSeq and is a predicted model, not a curated record. Gene Ontology annotation, molecular function: GTP binding; GTPase activity; G-protein beta/gamma-subunit complex binding.